Messenger RNA from Myripristis murdjan (pinecone soldierfish), 1799 nucleotides. RefSeq names its product methyltransferase 6, methylcytidine (gene mettl6). NCBI's taxonomy places the organism in Eukaryota, Metazoa, Chordata, Actinopteri, Holocentriformes, Holocentridae. The coding region runs from base 227 to 1108 and encodes 293 amino acids. The transcript has 5 exons. The record is from RefSeq and is a predicted model, not a curated record.
GAUUCAUGCGGCGGACAACAUGUCCGACCCCACAGUUGAAACACGAGUGGAAAGUUGGGGAUGUUUUAGUUAAUAAAACACUUCCAGGAGUGACCGGUGCCGCUGGAAAAUAGUUAAACAACAGGAACGGUGUUUGUGGAGUUUGUGUGGUUUAACUUGGACCGCGGCUUCAAGGAAUGGAACUGGAAUAAAAGGCAGAAAAGGGUAAAUCUGCUGGGGCUUCACCAUGGCCGAGCCGGGGGGCUCCGGCGCCGGAGCUGGAGAGGAGGAGACACCGGCGUCUGUCCCCGGACAAACCCAGAGCUCCUCCGGCAGAGUUUUAACCCCGGAGGAGCGGGACAGGCUGGGCUGUGACCGGGUCCUGGUGUCCGAGUUCAGGCAGAUGAAGCUGGAGAAGGAAGCGCAGAAAAACUGGGACCUGUUUUACAAAAGAAACUCCACCAAUUUCUUCAAGGACAGACACUGGACCACCCGGGAGUUUGAGGAGCUGAGAGCCUGCCGGGAGUUUGAGUCGCAGAGGCUGGUGCUGCUGGAGGCCGGCUGCGGGGUCGGAAACUGCAUCUUCCCUCUGCUGGAGGAAGACCUCAACCUCUUCGUUUAUGCCUGCGAUUUCUCGCCGCGAGCCGUGGAGUUUGUCAAACAAAACCCGCUGUACUGCCCUGAGCGCUGCUGUGCCUUCCAGUGCGAUCUGACCAAAGACGACCUGAGGGAGAAGGUGCCCGAAGGCGGCGUGGACGUCGUCACCCUCAUCUUCGUCCUGUCAGCCAUCCACCCGGACAAGAUGACGCUGGCUCUGCAGAACAUCAGCAGGGUGCUGAAACCCGGUGGCGUCGUCCUCUUCAGAGACUACGGCCUGUAUGACCACACUAUGCUGCGGUUCAAAGCCGGCAGCAAGCUGGGCGACAACUUCUACGUCCGCCAAGACGGAACCAGGUCCUACUUCUUCUCCAGAGAGCUCCUGGACAAGUUGUUCGAGGGGGCGGGGCUUCACUCGGCGGCCAACGACUACGUCCUGAGGGAGACGGUCAACAAGAAGGAGGGGCUGUGCGUCCCCAGGGUGUUCGUGCAGAGCAAAUUCACCAAGCCUGACCAAUCACAGAGCUCCUGAUGCCUCCAAACACAAGACUGAGUGGAGUUUGAGUAAUGAAUUUAUUGAGGGCCUGAAGAUAAGAGGAGGGUCAAAUCCCUCGGACCCUCUGGGGAAAACCUUGACGCCUUCACUCGAUGAAUAAUGAACCUGAAGUGACCACUGCGUCUCUGUUUCUACAUGAAUCUUCAUCCUCAAAUACUGCAAAUGUCCAGUCUCUCCGUCUGGUUUCUGCACCUGAACAACGCUUUCUCUACAAAUUUUCCAAGAGUUUAACACCGUCUAGGCCCAGUGUCCUCGUUUUGUAGGCAUGGACUUUGGAAUGUGGAAGAGCGAUUCACCAAAAAAUAAAAGCACUAAAAAAAAAAAAGAAAACGUGCAUUUUUAAAGAAUGAAAGUGUUGGUGCAUUUUUGCAUGUAGAUUUUGUAUUUUUUUUUCUGUGCGGUCGUCGUGCCUCUGUUUUGGAUAUCUCACAAUGACUGAUAGCUCAAACGAUCUCAGUAAGUAAUUAAACAGUAAUUAACCGGGGAGGAAAUGCCGGACUCGGCUCAUACGUUUGCACACACACCUGUUUAAUUACUGUAGUUUCAUGUUUUAAUAAAUCUUUUUGUAUCAGUAAAAUGAUUGAAAAUGUUCAGGAUGUGCCUUUCUCUUCUUUCAGCAUGACCCAUAUGAACAGUUUUUCUUGAAAUAAAGAUCUUAGUUAUUUCA